AUGGGUCCAGCUAUUCACCCUUUUGAUUCCGUCAAGGACUUCGAAGUCAGACUUGCUUCUAAGCUUGUAAAGGACUCAUACCCAGCAGAUGCUAAUGUUCAUUUUGUUCAGAUUGAUAGAUGCGAUCCUCCCAAGAAGGAUAUGCUCAAAUACUUAGAAGCGGAAAAAUUCGGCAGUGAGUUACCUCCCAUACUGAGAGUAUUAUAUGUAUACUACUAUACGAACAAAGUGGACUUUAAUAAGGCAUUAGUUAAUGUUUCUAUUGGACACAUCAUUACGAAGACUCAGUUACCACAUGGUGUUAUUGGUCCUUUCUUACCUGAUGAUAUGAUGGAAUUGGAAGACUUCUGCAAUAAUCAUCCAAUUGUUAAGGCAGAAAUUGAAAAAUUAAAAUUGCCUAAAGGAUACACGGUCAGAAACGAUCCAUGGAUUUACGCUACUGAUGAUCCAAACGAAAAGAGAGGUUUGGUCCAGUUUUUCAUGUAUGUAUUGGCAGGUAAUGGUCAUACAGAGUCAAAUCACUACUCUUUGCCUUUAAAGUUUUCACCUGUGUUUGAGGUGUUCACAAACAAAUUCGUAAGAAUGGACUUCUUGCCUGGUGGAUUUGAUGAAACUACAACACCUACUUUUCCAUGGCAUAAAGUUCCAGCAGUUGAAUAUUAUCCUGAUUUAAAUGGAGAAACUCAAUUUAGAGACGUCAAGCCUUUAAUUGUGAGUCAACCGGAGGGUCCUUCAUUCACCAUCGAUGGAUCGAAGGUUAAAUGGCAAGGUUGGGAAUUCAGGGUUGUUUCAAGUGUAAGAGAAGGAUUUGCUAUCUACGACGCUAGUUUCAAAGGAAGGUCAGUAUUCUAUCGUCUUUCUUUGAGUGAAAUGACUGUUCCUUACGGUGAUCCAAGAGCACCUUAUCAUAGAAAACAAGCUUUUGAUUUAGGUGACUGUGGAUUCGGAGCAAAUGGUAAUCUGUUGCACUUAGGUUGCGAUUGUUUGGGUGUUAUCAAAUAUCUUGAUGGAUUAUCUAUCCACGCUAAUGGCGAGCCUAUUGUCUUACCAAAUACUGUUUGUAUGCAUGAGCAAGACGAUGGUAUCUUGUACAAGCAUGUGAACUAUAGAACUGAAAAUGCAGUCGUUGCAAGAAGAAGAGAAUUUGUAGUUCAAACUAUCGCAACCGUUGCAAAUUAUGAAUAUGCUGUGAAUAUCAAAUUUGUCAACGAUGGUUUGAUUGAUAUCGAAGUGAGAGCCACCGGUAUCUUGUCCACUAUGCCAAUUGACGAGAAUGUGACCGUUCCAUGGGGAACUAUUGUUGGACCGAAUGUAAUGGCCGCUUAUCACCAGCAUAUCUUAUCUUUCAGAAUUGAUCCAGCAGUGGAUGGCCAUAAGAAUACCGUGGUAUACGACGACGUCGUCAAGAUGCCUAGAGAUAAACUUAAUCCAUAUGGAGUUGGUUUUAUCACUGAAAGAUCCUACGUUGAAAAAGCGGGCCAUGUUGAGCAAUCACCAUUCACAAAUCGUUCAUGUAAGAUCAUUAACGAAAAUGUCGUGAACCCUGUUUCUAAGGGUCCAGUAGGCUACAAGGUUGUCAUGCCAACAACUCAGACGAUUUUGGGCGAUAAAGACUCCUUCAAUGUUAAAAGAGCUAAAUAUGCAACAGAGCAGUUGUGGGUCACCAAGUAUAGAGAUCACGAGUUAUUUGCCGCCGGUGAAUUUACUAAUCAAUCACAGACUGAUACUGGUUUGGGAGUAUGGGCCAACGGUACUGAUAAUGUCAGAAACGAUGAUAUUGUCGUUUGGGCUACCAUGGGAUUCACACAUAUUCCAAGAGUCGAAGAUUUCCCAGUUAUGCCCGUUGAAAUUCACAACAUUCACCUCUCACCAGUUAAUUUCUUCAAUAAAAAUCCAGCCUUGGAUCUUCCUCAAGCCAAUAAUAACUUCAACAAGUCGACUCUUUUUGCAGGAUCCUCAUCUGAGAAGGCUUGUUGUAAGAACAAAAUCUAA
This is a messenger RNA of Priceomyces carsonii, 1992 nucleotides long. It is a transcript of the gene AMO2, whose product is annotated as Amo2p. Bases 1 to 1992 code for a protein of 663 amino acids. Lineage: Eukaryota; Fungi; Ascomycota; Pichiomycetes; Serinales; Debaryomycetaceae. Gene Ontology annotation, biological process: amine metabolic process. The record is from RefSeq and is a predicted model, not a curated record. Gene Ontology annotation, molecular function: primary methylamine oxidase activity; copper ion binding; quinone binding. The transcript has a single exon.